Hevea brasiliensis (rubber tree) is the source of this 1503-nucleotide messenger RNA. RefSeq lists its product as uncharacterized. The transcript is spliced from 8 exons. Lineage: Eukaryota; Viridiplantae; Streptophyta; Magnoliopsida; Malpighiales; Euphorbiaceae. The record is from RefSeq and is a predicted model, not a curated record. Bases 364 to 1125 code for a protein of 253 amino acids.
UCCAAAAUUGAAAACCUGUUUCUCUCUCUCUCUCUUUCUCAAAUUCCGUUGUCAACAGAGAGAGCUCCCUUCAGUUUCAAACGCUGCAUGUCUCUGUAUCCAUUUUUGCAUAUAUUUAUAUAAAAAAAUCAAAACAUCGUUUUCUUUGUUUCAGAAUUCAAAACCCAUCUUUUGAUAUUCCUGUAAAACCCAUCAAAACCAUCUUCUCAAUCUUUGUUUCUCCCAUUUUAUGGCGGGAACUUGAAUUCUGGCGAAAACGAUUUCCAAGCUUUGAGAUUCUGUGAUUUUUUUUUUGGCAUUUGGGUUUUGUAUCUGUAAAUAUAAGUGUACAAAAUCUAUUCUUUUGAUUGUUUUCUUUCUUUGAUGGCGAACCCAUCUGGUACCCAUCAUCAAGAUGCAAAUCAUGCGUCCUCUUCUUUUAGGGGAGCAAAUCCCAAUAACGGACACGGGAAUUCAGGUCCGGAGAGUUCUGGUACAGGGAUGAAACAUAACCCUGGUAUCUCCACACAUUGGAGCCAGGAAGAGCUAGCAAUUCUCCAAGAUGGUUUAGCUAAAUAUGCUGCAGAAUCAAGCAUAAUUCGUUAUGCAAAAAUAUCGACGCAGCUGCAAAAUAAGACAGCUCGUGAUGUUGCAUUGCGUUGCAGAUGGAUGACUAAAAAAGAAAAUAGCAAGAGAAGGAAGGAAGAUAAUUUACCAAGGAAAAGCAAAGAUAAAAAGGAAAGAGUUGAUGAUCUUUCAGUGAAGGCAUCUCACUCCAUGGGUAGUCCUAACAUUCUUCCAUACGCAACUCCAAUGAUUCCGAUGGAUUAUGAUGAUGGCAUUUCAUACAAAGAUACAAAUGGAAAAGUAUAUUCAAGUAGAGGAAGAUUUCAACCCCUUAGUGGUGUUACAGAGGAGCUUCUUGAGCAAAACACAAAGGCCUUAAAUCAAAUAUCUGCUAAUCUUUCUACCAUGCAGCUACAGGAGAACGUCAGUCUGCUCUGCCAAACUCGUGACAACAUUCUCAAGAUUAUGAAUGAGUUGAAUGACGUGCCUAAUUUAAUGAAGCAGAUGCCACCACUUCCAGUCAAGUUGAACGAAGAGCUGGCUAACACCAUCCUGCCCCGUUGUGUGAAUUUUCCGUGAAAUGAUCAUGACCCUUGAUCAAUGACUAUCCUUCUCAAUCAGAUCAUCCUACCUCAACUAAUCUAAUCUAUAGACAAUGGGAAUAACCACCAGCCAAUUGAGCUUUGAUUUUGCAUUGGAGAUGGAGUUUAGUUCAUCAUGCUGUAAAUAGUAGUGGUUUUUGUUUUUGCUGCCUUCAUUAUAGUUUUACUUAGAAGAAAUGGUUCGUGGCAUAGAAAGUGAUUUGGUUUCUACGUAGAAAUCAGGGAAUGAGGAAUGAUAAAUGCUUUGUGCUUUUAUUUGCCGAUUAUUACAACAAUAUCAUUUGUUUAAUUUUAAUAAUUUUAAAGGUGAGUUUUAUAUUUAUUUCAUAAUCAAAAUUGAGUUUGGAGGUGCUUA